Molecule: messenger RNA, 1604 nt
Organism: Cololabis saira (Pacific saury)
Lineage: Eukaryota; Metazoa; Chordata; Actinopteri; Beloniformes; Belonidae
Gene: ubxn1
Product: UBX domain protein 1
Exons: 10
Coding region: 48-968 (306 amino acids)
Molecular function (GO): protein binding
Source: RefSeq, a predicted model, not a curated record
CACCGAGCUUCCCGUACUGAUGAAGCGGUGUUGACUAAUGUGUCAAAAUGGCAGAGCUAACAACUCUCGAGAGCCUGCUGGAGAUGGGCUUUGACAGAAACAGAGCGGAGAAGGCUGUGGCCAAUACAGGGAACCAAGGAAUAGAGCAAGCCAUGGACUGGCUGGUGGAGCAUGAAACUGACCCAGACAUUGAUGAGCCCUAUGUUCCUCCGGUGGGGGAUGUCGUGGGAGGAGCAGAUAGCCGGUCCAACACAGAACAGCCAACAGUAGGAGACCCUGCUGAAGGUACGGCAGAUGGAGACAUUGACUACAUUGAAGAUAUGGACGGUUCAAGACGAUUUAUGACAGAAGAGGAGAAACGCGAACAAGUCAAAAGACUAGAGGAACUGAUGAGGAUGAAGCAGGCGGAGAGAAGAGAGCGGGAGCGAGCAGAAGAGGUGGAGAGGGAGAAGAACCGGAGGAAGCAGGGCCAAGAGCUGCAGCAGAUCCGCCAAAAACUACAGGAUGAUGAGAUGAAAAAACUUUCUGACCAGCGCAGGAAAGAGAAGAUGGAGGAGAAACUAGCUAGGCAAAGGGUUAAAGAGAAAAUAGCACGCGACAGAGAGGAGAGAGCACAAAAGUUUGGAGGUGGUGCACCCUCGAGCACAGCUGCUUCAUCCCAGCCUACCCCAGUCAGUCCGUCAUCGCCCACUGGUCAGGGCCCUCCACCCACUAAGAAGGAGUAUGACGAGUCCAGAAUACAGGUGCGAAUGCUGGACGGCUCGACCAUCACAACAGUGUUUAAGGCCCAGGAGCCGCUGGCAGCAGUGCGCGUCUAUGUGCAGAUGAACGGCAACACGCCUGAGGGGCAGGACUUCACACUGCUGUCACCCUACCCACGCCACGUCUACACUGAACUGGACAUGGAGAAGCCCCUGAAAGAGCUGGGUUUGGUGCCUUCAGCUGUGCUGGUUGUGACCAAAAAAUAGGAACUGGAGGAUCUGCUCUGUGAGCCUACCUCACCAACUCCACUACAUCCACACCAGAGACACCGGAAACAGAGCCGUCAUCUUUUAGUAUCAUUCAAUAAGCCAGUUAAUUUAACUAAAACAGAGAUGUAGUGUGGUUUUGCAUUUAGAUUUGAAAGUGUGUUCACGAGGAAAACAUUGGUUUCUCAAGGCUCACUGAAUGCAGCCUUCUGCUAUUCUGUGCUCUGUUGCAUGCAGCGAACUGGACGAUGGCUUUUACUGAUAAAAAGAUGAUACCUGGCUUUUGACUGAUACUUCCUUCAGGAGCACCAUUUGUGGUUUUAGCAACACAUUUGAGAAAAUACCCAGAACAAAUCAUUCAGUUUUAACCUGCUACAGUGGUUCUCAAAGGGCCUUAAAUCCUGUCCUCACAAUCUUCCUUAUUUUGUGAGGUUGUACUUAUAGCAUUUUUUUUUUAUAAUUUCAGAUAUUCUGACAGUUAUGUCUAUAUAGUCACCAAAUAUCCACUUACAAUAAAGCUGACUUUGAGAGUUGAGUUGGUGGACUGAAUUUUUUUUGAAAGUCAUUUUCCUUCCUUGUUUUUCUAAUAAUUUUAUUAACAAAUCUAAUAAAAAGUCCAAGAGCUGAUGAAUAAUA